Messenger RNA from Colletotrichum truncatum, 2016 nucleotides. RefSeq lists its product as uncharacterized. The record is from RefSeq and is a predicted model, not a curated record. NCBI's taxonomy places the organism in Eukaryota, Fungi, Ascomycota, Sordariomycetes, Glomerellales, Glomerellaceae.
AUGAAUCGAGCAGCCCAGAGAGCACUGCCUUACACCCCUCGGACUCAAAGCAUAGACGGCGAAGAGGAUAGCGACGUAUCCGACAAUGGAAGCUUUUUCAGAGAUAGCGAAGAUUGGAGCGAUGAGGAACCGGGGCAGGAGACGAGAACUCAUCAGAGACCGAGGCCACAUUUCGUAGAUCGUGGAUUUGGACAGUCCCAAUCUCAGAACCCGGUCUCUCGCAACACUCACCCCCGGCCCCACGUUGAACUGGACGAUAAUCGUACCGGCCGUUACUCGCGGAACUCAGGUGGACAAGCUGUUCCGUUUAGACCCCGGGGAUACUCUUACAGUCACCCAGAUCGAUAUAAUCCUUCUUACAGGCCAGUCUCUCUUAACCCGCAACCUCAAAGCAACCAAAGCAACCCUUUUAUCCCACAGCAUCCAAGCCAACACCUUCAUUCACCCUUCGCCCCUUAUCCCACGGAUAUAAAUGCCUACCCCCAAGGAGGUAACUUCAUGAGCCCGACUCCUCCUGCAUAUCCGCCCCCUUCCAAUCCAUACCCGCCGCCGAACGUGUGGAACGGCAAUCCCCAUAGUCACUAUGCCAAAAAUGUGCCGCCACCUCCAGGGCCUCCUAGCGGCUACUUCCAACCCAAUCCUUUCGGCAAUUCUACACCUGUGCCACAUCCAACAGUAUAUCCGAACGAAGAGGAGGAAUAUUAUGAGGAUUAUGUACCCCUUCAACCACGAAGUAUGCCGUCAUACGAUCCCACACACAAUAGCCGGCCCAAGCCACAACCACUUCAACCAAGGAUUAGGCCGUCUCGCCGAGAGCAAGAUUUGCAAAAGAGACUGGAAGCUCUGGAACGAGAACAAGAAAGGACCAGACAAAUUACCUUGAGAGAACAGGCGCAAGAAGCGGCCGAGCGGGAAGCAGCUGCAACGAAGGAAAUCGACCUGCUACGGCGUGAGUUGGAGAGGAUGAAAUUUGGAUUUGACGAGUUGCGACAAAGUUUCUUACUUAGAGACACAGAAAUACAAUCAGAGCCUGGUUGGGGGGUGGGAAGAUCAGAAUAUGAAAACAGACCGUACACUACGCCUGCGCGUUCUGUUCAGGAUGGUCCAACACCUUGGAGUGGAAGAGAAGAGGGAUAUCAGGACUCAUAUCAACAAGAACUUGACAAGUUUAGGAAUGGAAGACGGCAAAGUGAGCUUCGGUCAUCGUACCAGGGCUCAACGCCAAGUAGGCAGGGUGAUACGUAUAGGGAGAAGAUGGAAUCCGAUCGAAGAUCGACAAUGAGCGGCCGAACCGACUCAGAAAACCUACGAAGGGCAUUCAACGCUGGCUUAGAGGUGGCGCUGAGAAGUCUUGACGAAGCAGAAUCGGUCGUCUAUGGCCCAGCUUCCAGAUUGUCCGUACCAAGAUCCGCCACUGAUGGAUACGCUGACAGAGAUCCUCUUUCGAGAUACCCAAACGCUCGGCCGACUGACGCCUAUGGUAGAGAGAUGUUCGAGCCGUCGAGUGCACCAAACUUGAGCCAAGGGCGACCAGACUAUAAUGGUUUUGACUCUCGUGCACCGCCAGGUCCUGGUCGAGCAUCAUUUAGACCGCAAACCACUGACGCUGACUGGGUGGGCAGGCCACCUAGGCGUAGACCCCGUGCCGAAGGUAACGAUGAGCGGGAGUCGAAUACUGCUAGCCAGAGAAAUGGCCAGCCUCGAAGCUCUGUUCAUAUCGCGGGCAACACAGGCGUUUCUCCUACCAGGACUGACACGCGGGGCGCCGAUUACAUGAGUGGUGGAAAUGGCGGAACCUUCCAGGACAUGGGGGUAAAUGCCCGUCCAUCACGAAGAGUUUCGAUCAACCAUGCCGGGAUCAACAGGCAACCCGGCUCUGGGCACCAAGAUGAUUAUUUUGAUGAGGAGAGAAACCCGCCGAAUGUGAGAUCGCAAAGAUCCCAGUCUCAUCGCAAUCGCGGGCCGGGCAGGGAGGCACCUCCACCACCUGUCGCACCAGAGCCUCCUCAUAGAUAA